Molecule: messenger RNA, 1063 nt
Organism: Vigna angularis (adzuki bean)
Lineage: Eukaryota; Viridiplantae; Streptophyta; Magnoliopsida; Fabales; Fabaceae
Product: dof zinc finger protein DOF1.5
Exons: 3
Coding region: 229-717 (162 amino acids)
Biological process (GO): regulation of DNA-templated transcription
Molecular function (GO): DNA-binding transcription factor activity; DNA binding
Source: RefSeq, a predicted model, not a curated record
UUGUUCUUCUGACAAAGAACUUUACACCCCACCUAAGUUUAGUUUUUGGCGCGUACCACGUGGAUUUCAUGCCCUGGUUUUAUGAUUGUACUAACUAACAAACACUUUUCGCUUUAUAUAUCACCCUAAGCAUAUAUAAAAGCACUUACAUAAUAAUUCUUCCCUCAGCGACAACAAAAACCUUCUCAGUUAAGAAAGAAAAACUCUCUCUCUUUCUCUCUGUUAGAAAUGGCUGAGGAAUCUCAAGGGAUUAAGCUCUUUGGCGCAAUGAUUAGACUCAACAGUGAGGAGGUCAAGAAGGGAGAAAAAGGAAGGGAAUACAAGAGGGAGGAGAAGAGAACAGAGAAGAUAAUACCGUGUCCUAGAUGCAAGAGCAUGGAAACUAAAUUCUGCUACUUCAAUAACUACAACGUUAAUCAGCCAAGGCAUUUUUGUAAGAGCUGCCAGAGGUAUUGGACUGCUGGUGGGGCCCUCCGCAACGUCGCUGUCGGUGCCGGCCGUCGGAAGGGCAAGCCGCCGUGUCAUGGUGCCGCUGAGUUCCCCGAUGGGGCUGUCUAUGAAAGUUCGGAAGACGAGAACAAAUUUGAGAUUGGAAGUAGGUUGGUUUCAGAAGAGGUUCACAAUGAUUUUCGGCAAAUUUUCCCGGCGGCCAAGCGGCGGAGGACUCCAUCAGAUAAAACUUGGAGAAGUAAUCAUAUUCAGAGAUCCAAUGGGUGAGCAUGAAGGUCAAUAAAAUCAUCUACGAAUUGAAAGCACAGAACAUGGUGGACUUAUAUAGGAACAAGAAGAAGAAUUCAAAAACUACGGAUAAAAGCGUGUCGUGAAGAUGUGAACACCUCAAAAAUAUUCCAUGACAUUAAAUCAAUGGAUGAUGCUAAGCUACGUGACACAUUCACAUUAGUUUUUUCCUCUAUGCUAAACUCCAUUGUCCAUAUCUACGAAGGUUUUAUCUUUUAAGCCAUCAAUGUACUUCACAUAAUUGGCUAAGUGGGUUUCACACUAUCUUUGACACCAUUUCCAUCCACGAAAUUCAUGUAUAUAUAUUCAUAUGAUAUUCUUGAAA